Messenger RNA from Anisakis simplex (herring worm), 1066 nucleotides. NCBI's taxonomy places the organism in Eukaryota, Metazoa, Nematoda, Chromadorea, Rhabditida, Anisakidae. The record is from the annotation of a GenBank genome assembly.
UGCAGGUGACGGAUCAGCACCUGGACCCGCACCUGGACCAGCACCUCAAGACUGUGAGGACGAAGUGAUCAAUUGCGAAAACUGUGUGCCCAAAUGCGAGAUGUCACAAGCAACGCAUGAUGAAAACAGUGUUUAUUCAUCGAGAAUAAUGGCCGAACUAGAGAGUAAUGGAGUAUCGUGCAAGAAAUUAAUUGGUAAAGGAACGUAUUCUACGGUGAAAAAAGCUUGGAGUUCAAGGCAUUCGAAAUUUGUUGCUAUUAAAAUCAUAGACAAAAGAAUGCCAUCACGUUAUAUACGAGAAUUUCUUCCACGAGAGCUACGGAUUGUUCCAAGUCUCAAUCAUGCUAACAUCAUUAAAGUUUAUGAUAUAAUUUGCUCUGGACCGAUUGUUUGCUUGGUGCAAGAGUAUGCGACCAAUGGUGAUCUUUUACAUAGGAUUAAAUGUAAAAAAAGAUUAAAUGAGGAUGAAAGUCGUUUCUUCUUCCGACAAAUAAUCGAAGCGCUCAAGUAUCUAAAAUCAAUUCGAGUAGCACAUCGUGAUUUGAAAUGUGAGAAUAUUCUGUUGGAUGCUUUCGACAAUGUGAAAUUAUGCGAUUUUGGUUUCGCGCGACACCUGAACGACGGUGAAUUCUCGAGAACGUUUUGUGGAUCGCGAGCCUAUGCAGCACCAGAGAUAUUGCGGCAAAUUCCAUACAACGGUUUUUCGGUGGACGUUUGGAGUGCCGCAGUAGUGCUCUACAUAAUGAUAACUGGUGUGAUGCCGUUUAAUUUCGAUAAUCCGAAAAAGAUGUUGAAAAAGCAAAUGAAGCACAGACUGAGCUUCCCGAAACUGAUCUUUUUGAGUGAUGAAGUCAAGGAAUUAAUCUACGAUAUGUUGAAUCCAAGCCCUACGGAACGACUCACCUACGAAGACGUGCUAAACUCAAAGUGGCUGAGUAGCGCUCCGUUUGUAAUGCGAACAGAGUUGAUUCAAAUCGAGCAACGAAAAGCGUCGAGCAGCGAAGAUCAAAGUGAGCAAAACAUGAACGAAUAUUCAAGUUCUUGGGAAUUCCUGCAACGGCAUUAA